Messenger RNA from Cryptomeria japonica (Japanese cedar), 927 nucleotides. RefSeq lists its product as uncharacterized. Lineage: Eukaryota; Viridiplantae; Streptophyta; Pinopsida; Cupressales; Cupressaceae. The coding region runs from base 37 to 624 and encodes 195 amino acids. The record is from RefSeq and is a predicted model, not a curated record. The transcript has a single exon.
CUCUACUCGGUUUGCCCCGCUCGCUGGCAAAACGCAAUGGCGUCUUCCAAGAGCAAAUCCAACGCUCCCGUUCUUCCUCUCAGCUGUUUUACCCUUCAGCGUUCUCUUUCCCCUACCCGCUAUUUCUCUUCAGCUUCUAAUUCUUCCCCUUUCAACUUUUCCGUUGGCAGAUCUCUUUCUCCAAAUCGUUACACUUAUCCUUCAUCUGUGAAUUUCGAUUUAGCCAGAUCCCGGUCGCCGAAGAGAAAUUUGCAGGCCCGUUCACCAGUCCGUUCUGUUCCGCCCAAGGCCGGGCAGAGAGCGGCCGUUCCGUCUGGUGCAGCGAGGAAGACGUGCCUGUGCUCGCCUAGCAAUCAUCCAGGCGCGUUCCGUUGCAGAUUCCAUAGGAAUUGCCCCCCUUCCUCUUCCUGUUCCUCUGCAUCUUCGAAUUCUCAACUGAAUAUGCGCAGAUCGGCCAUGAAGAACUCGCUUGUGAGGAUCGGCAGCGUUGAAGGAGGCGACUGGAUGAAGAGAGCCCUCACUGCGCUCAUCCGCCCUUCAUCUCACCAGGUGCGAAGGAGACAAUCUUUCCAGCCGCAGCCUAGUAGAUUGCGCCAUAUGACCAGAGCUGAAGACAUUUCUUGAAGGCCGUUGCGUUUCCUUAUCUACAAACCCUACGUUUUGGCCGGCUGCUGAGGAAUGCGCCGUUAGCGGCUGGGCCCUAGGUACAUGCCUGGAGACCAGAGCGCGUAAUAUUUUCUGUUUGCUGAGGAUUUGCUCAUAUUGUUCCCGGAUACGAGUCUCAUGUGGUUCCUUCCCAUACGACCGACUGAUGCAACGUUUAAUUCCUAUUUUCUGAGAAACUAAAACCCCCUAUAAACACGGCUUGUAAAAUGUACAUAAUAUUCACUCUCAAUUUCCAUUUCUUCUUUUUUGCUUGGCGGCCAA